CUUAUCCGCAAACGUGCUGCUGGCGAAUACGAUGGGGAGGUUGUGGCUGCAAAGGUCGCCAAACAUUGCACAGGGACAAGACGUAGAAGAAAGCGGUUUUCUUGUUCGCUAAAUGAAAAAGACUCUGUAAUUGUUGACGAGGAGUCUAUAAAAAUUACUGAAGACCAGGUUGAAUUCGAUAUCGUAGAUCGUCGAAAUGCGAAAGAUCGAGAGCAUGUUCGGUUGCAAAUUAGUUCAGGCGAACUGGCCUUUCCCAAGCUGAUCGUGGACCUAGUAACGAAUUCUCGAAGAGCUGGACCGAAUGAAGCCUACUCCAAGGUGAACAAAGGUUUAACUGUCCACGGUCUGAUAUUUUCCGUUCUAGGGGCUGUAAACUACUUUCAGGAAGGCGAUAACCUUCGAGCUGCCAUUUCCAUGGCCCAGUCAGCCCACACACUUGGUGGGCUAACUGGUAUUAACGAGAUAGUUAACAAGGUCGGGAAAAGAGUUCUUAGUAGUGCAACUAAAGGUUUGGCAAAGGGCUUAAAUUUGGAGAAAGGCUUGGAAAAGUUAUCCUCUAAAAUGGAACGGUUCGCAGAGAGAGGAGUCGGAGAGUUGCUAGGAGACAUUCCUGUUGUUGGUCUUGCAUUUGACAUCUAUUUCAUUGAACAGGACAUAGAGCAGUUAGCCGAUUUAAAUCUGAAUGAUCCAGAAGACCUUAAACUAUUACCACUAAGAGUCAUCGAUUUAGGCUUAGAUGUUAGCACGACUGUGCUAAACCUUAUAGGAACUUUGUGCCCGGCCGCAGAAGUCAUUACUGAGCCUCUGGUUAUCGUCCUUUCAAUAAUACGUAUGGCUAUUGACGACUUCUACAUCGAUAUUAUGGUGGAGAUGGAGAAAGUUAAUUGGAAAAGUCCUUGGGCUGGUUUAGAGUUUCUUGGGGCUCUAGUAAAAGGUUUCUUGGAAGGAGCAGCAGAUUUCCUAACGGGCGGUCUACGAAGACAGAUGGAGUCUUAUAGGAAACAGGAAAACUAUGACAAGAAACUUAUACAGGAUUUGAAAAACUCUGAUAACUAUUAUAAGAUUGUUGGUGAAAAGAAGGGGGGUGGGGGUAGAAUUGAUUUUACCCAAGGAAAACUUUCCAGCUUUGGCGGCUAUAUCAACUUCAGGCUUCAUGAUAAUAAUCGAGCUACUUUAGAAAUCGGAGAUGUCAGUGGAAGUCAUAAUACAAUUCGUAAGACAUUUCAGGUUGGUUCAGAUGUUAGAGAUAUCGUGCUUGGAAUAGGAGAGUCGAGGACGUUCGAAUACAAACACAAAACCGCCAAGCUGUGGUUUGUUAUUCCAAUUAAAUCAUACAGUGUUAUUUGCGGUGCAAAGUUCCACGAACAAUCAGUUUAUGGAACUUAUUAUGGAAACUCUAAGAACAACACAUUUUAUGCCGUACAGAAACCAAAGCCAACAACAACACCCACCGGAAAGAAAGGUGGAGAUAAUUGUAACUUUGGAAAACUGAAUCUUAAACUUGUAACCGGAAAAUACCAUUAUAACCUGUAUGGGCGGGGUGGUAGCGACACUUUUUACCUCGGACCAGAAAUGUCCCGCGUAACAGGUGGAUCAGGAAGUGAUCUGUUCGUUAUCCAAUCGGACGGAGGGAAAACGGUAAUCGAUAAUUUUGCUGUAGAUAACAAGCGCGACAUCAUUUUCAUCAACGUGGAGUAUGGAAAGAUAAGAUGUUAUCAAAGUGGAACUGAUCUUGACAUCUCUUAUUCCAAGAGCCAUCACAUUCGUAUAAAAAACUGGUUCAAACCUGGAGAUCCAACCUACUACCGCCAUGUCUCAUUUCGAAGUCUAGAUGGAGUUUUUUCGUCCCAAAACAGACCUUAA
Messenger RNA from Porites lobata, 1863 nucleotides. The record is from the annotation of a GenBank genome assembly. NCBI's taxonomy places the organism in Eukaryota, Metazoa, Cnidaria, Anthozoa, Scleractinia, Poritidae.